Messenger RNA from Hypomesus transpacificus, 1318 nucleotides. RefSeq names its product uroplakin 1a (gene upk1a). Gene Ontology annotation, cellular component: membrane. The record is from RefSeq and is a predicted model, not a curated record. Lineage: Eukaryota; Metazoa; Chordata; Actinopteri; Osmeriformes; Osmeridae. Bases 114 to 869 code for a protein of 251 amino acids. The transcript is spliced from 8 exons.
CCUACCCCGGCCAAACCUGAUACGAGAAAUCAACUGAAGCCUCAACCGAAGGGCUCUCGCACCGAGCGCAACAUCCAAAAUCAAAGCAAACUACCGGACUGACCUCAGACACCAUGGCCGACAAACGUGGAUCCACCUGUCUCAUGGUUGUAGUCAUCCUGGGGAACUUGUUUGCAGCUGCUGCAGGUCUGGCAUUGUGUGCACUGGCUAUCUGGGUGGCUGUGGAUAGCUUCGGGCUUUACCCGCUUGCUAAAUGGUCAGGGAAAGAUGACAUUUUUGCCGGUGCCUGGAUUGCCAUUUUCACAGGCUUCGCCUUCUUCUGCACUUGCAUAUUUGGAGUCCUGGCUGCCCUGUGGAGGAGCAAGGGACUCGUGUUGACGUACCUCAUCUUAAUGCUGAUCAUCUUCAUAUUUGAGUGUGCCUCCUGCAUCACUGCAGUCACCCACAGGGACUAUCUGGUUGGGAACAGCAACCUAAUGAAGAAACAGAUGUUGACGUAUUAUGCUGCUGAUGGCAAAGCCGGCAGUGAAAUCACCCUAACUUGGAACCGACUCAUGAAAGACGCCCAGUGCUGUGGCGCAGACAGCCCGAUGGACUGGAUAGAGUACAACUCUACCUUCAGGGAGACGUUUGGGACGGUGUACCCAUGGCCGCUGCACUGCUGCCAGAAGAAGAAUAACUACGAGAUUGUAGAUUUGGAGGCCUGCAAAGUGGGCCAGGCCAGUGUCAUGUUUACUAAGGGUUGUUUCAAUUAUAUCGAAACUGUGUUCAGUCGUUACACCUGGGCUGUCAGCUGGUACGGCUUUGCUGUCCUUAUGUUCAUAUUCUGGAUAAUGGUCCUGGCAAUGAUCUACUACGUCACGCUGUAAAACCAGGAGAAUUCUGAUGCACCACCCCUCGGUGCACAACACGACGUAUAUCAAACACAUACAAGAAAGUUGAGUGAAUAUAUUAUGUUCAUAUAUCAGUAUAUUUUAUGGUAUUUUUAUGGGUUAGUUUAUUCUUUUUAUAUUCUGUUGCUUUCAUAAUGCACUGUAACAGCUUCACAAACUGAACUUAGUAUGUUGGUAAAAUGUGGUGCUUUUGUAACUGACCGACUGUGCUUUUCUCAUCAAAGAUUGCAUUUGAGACCAAAACUAUUCUUAAAGGGGAUGUAUGUGGCAGUACAUUUCACAUGUCCCAAUUUCAAAUAUUUUCACUUGCCAAUAGAAUAUUUACAAGAUCAUAUUUAUUUAUAUAACAUUUCUUUUUUUCAAACUGUAAUUGAAUAUGCAUUUGUAAAAAUAAACCACAGCAAAUGUUUACAAACAAAACAGUA